Molecule: messenger RNA, 1546 nt
Organism: Bombyx mandarina (wild silkworm)
Lineage: Eukaryota; Metazoa; Arthropoda; Insecta; Lepidoptera; Bombycidae
Product: tRNA:m(4)X modification enzyme TRM13 homolog
Biological process (GO): tRNA methylation
Source: RefSeq, a predicted model, not a curated record
UAAUGAAUCUGUGCUACGUUGUAGGACGUCGAUAACCUCAAAUUGAUUUUGAAUUUUUUGUUGUAUUUGUAAAUAAAGUGCAUAUGUAAAUCACUUUAUAUGAUAACGUGUGAACCUUAAGUAGACGUAGACUGUAGAUAUACAUAUAUCAUUGAAUUUAAUUCAAUUUCAUCAAAAUGUCCAAUAAUAUACACUCUACUAAGGAAUCAAACGGACCUCAAUGCCAGUACUUUGUACUGAGGAAAAAACGGCUGUGCCGUAUGACUGUGCGUCCUGGCAAUCAGUACUGCGGUGAACAUCAACCCCCACCUAAUGAUUGCUUGUCUGACAAACGUAUUGCAUGUCCCAACGAUCCUAAGCACACAUGCUACAUUAGCAAAUUGGAAAAGCAUCUAACCAUCUGUAAUGCUAGACAACAAGACCAGCCGCCCUACAUUGAAUACAACAUCAAUACUCCGAUAACAAAUGCAGUUCCUCGAAUUUUGCUCAGCGAGAUCCCUGGUGAUAUAAUCAUUCAGGUCAUAAAUAAAGUUAAUUCAUUAUAUGACAAAUUUAUCAAAUCGAACAUAGUAUCAAUACCAGAGCGCGUUAUCCAUGCCGCUGUAGCACCAGAGUUCAAUGAGACGGAUCGGCAGGAGAGCUCCCGCCGACAUUUGCGGCAAACAUCUAGCUUGUUAUGGCUCGUAGAAGAAGAGAACCUAGUGGAUAAUGAGACUUGCUAUGUGGAACUUGGAGCUGGGAAAGGGCAGCUGUCGUUCUACGCGCACGCGGCGUGGUGCGCGGGCGCGGGGUCCAGCGUGCUGCUGGUGGACCGCGCCACGCUGCGGCACAAGCGCGACGGGCGGCUGCGGGGGCGGGGCGCCGCGCGGCUGCGGGCCGAGCUGGCGCACCUGGCGCUGCACCGCGUGCCGGCCGCCGCCACCGCGCGCCGCCUCGUGGGCCUGGCCAAGCACCUGUGCGGCGUGGCCACCGACUACGCGCUGCGGUGCAUGACAUCGGAGGGCGUGCUGGGGAAGACCAGAGGUGUGGUGAUCGCGACUUGCUGCCACCACCGCUGUGAAUACUCCGCUUAUGUCGGCAACCGACACCUACUGGACAUGGGUGUAACCGCCGAAGACCUGAACGCGAUGCUCGGGCUGGUGUCCUGGGCCACGUGCGGGGACGGCCGCAACCGACUCCACCGACAGAACAAACCGGCCAGCGACGAGCACUUAGCGACGACCGAAACCGAUCACUCCAACAGUGAAGUCGGUUGUGACAAUAAUCUACCGGACGAGGCGCCCCCCGAACAGCUCAAGCACAGCCUCAGUCGCGAGCAGAGAGAGCAGGUCGGCAGGAGAGCUAAGGCGCUGCUGGACUGGGGAAGGAAACUCUACUUAGAAGAAAAGGGCUUCAACGUGAAACUGUGUCACUACGUGCCCAUCGGAGUGUCGCCGGAGAACGUCUGUAUAGUCGCCACGAAAAUGUGAACGUUUAUUUAAUAAAUAUAUAUAUUCAGUUUUGCAAAUUAUUACCAUGAGUUUAAACUUGUUGAAUAAUCCAACAA